ACAGUACCCUGUACUCUGUAUUACUAAUGUAUAUUACUGAAGUACUAUUUGUUGUACUGUAUUUAAAUUAGAUUAAUGGCUAUUCUUAUAAGUUAGAAACAUGAAGGAUGUUUACAUGCAAAACUUUUCUUUUACAGAGUUUAAACUGACUGGCUUUUAUUCUUUGGGGGAAUGGAGACCUUUCCUCUUCAUUCCAUUUUUUCUGAUGUUUGUGUUGUCUAUCAUAGGAAAUUCUGUGCUGCUGUAUGUAAUAAUAGCGAACAGGGCUCUGCAUUCUCCAAUGUUUGUACUGAUUGGACUCAUGGCAGUUGUGGAUUUGGGUGGCCCUAUGAUUUUUGUGCCUCAGAUGUUGUUUAGUUUUUUAUUUGACUGGAAUGGGAUUUCUCUGCCGAGUUGUUUAAUACAGAUGUUUUGUGUCCAUUAUUCUGGAUCAUGCCAGUGUACUCUGUUGUUAUGUAUGGCCCUGGAUCGUUACUUUGCGAUAUGCAGACCGUUGUUUUACCAUAAACACAUGGAACUUUCUAAUAUUUUAAAGUAUAUGAUCGUGCCAUUAAUCAGAAAUGUUGUCUUAAUUACUGCAGUAGUCUGUCUAGCUAGCAGACGGUCUUACUGUUCAACAAAUGUGAUAGAUCACUGUUUUUGUGAGCAUAUGGCACUGGUUAACUUGGCAUGUGAUGAUAUUUCUUUUAACAAUUUGGUUGGACUUUUGGCUGCUUUCUUAGUACCAACGGUUGAUUUUGCUUUCAUUACCUUGUCCUAUAUAAUAAUAUUCGUCUCUGUUCUAAAAUCUGGAAAGACCCAUUUGAAGGCCAUGAAUACGUGUAUAACUCAUAUAAUUGUCAUCACAUUUACUAUAGCUUUCGCCUUAAUGGCUUUCAUGUCCUACAGAAUGACCAAUGGUUUCUCUUCAAAUAGUCGUAUCUUUAUUAGUACAAUGUAUGUGCUGUUUCCAAGCUGCUGCAACCCAAUCAUUUAUGGAUUGAGAACAAAAGAAAUAAGACAUCAAAUUUUAAAAUUAAUAAAACAAUUAAAGGUCUUACCCUUGUAACAUUAUAACGUAGUAUAAACGACUGCAGCUGGAAAUGUUAUUUUAACAUGAACAUGAACACAAGUGUUGAUUUUUUUCUGUUUUGAAUGUUUAAAUCUCUGUAAUUGAAUAGUUAAUGUAUGGAUAUAAUUGUGUAAAUGCUAAUAUGUAAUAUAUACUGAUCUGUAUAUGACUACACCAAACGUCUGUAGUAAACUUUUUUUAAAUCUAAAAAAGACUGUAUAUUUUGAAAAAGUUGCAUUAACUUCCUGUGUUGGCUCCAUAAAAUAUGUUGGCAUAUAUUUAGUAAUUUUCAAUAGUCCAAAAAGUCAUUUUUUUAUGUAUAAUUAUUAUUAUUAUUUGCCUUAAUGAGCCCUACUGUUUAAUAGAAUUGUGUCUGCACAAUAGUAGGGGGAAAAAAACAUGAAAAUACUGUUUAUCAAAUAUUGGGGCAAAAUAUAAAACACUGGUCCGAUAUAAUCCUAUGACAUGACUAGUGUGUAUGCGCAUAUUGAAAUGCUGAUACUGAAACAGUGUAUUGUGUAGCCCUAAGUAAAAUAAUUAAAAAGAAAGAUUUUUUGAGAAGAUAUGCUGUGAAAAAGCAAAAAGCAUCAUACACCAAUUUGUGCUGAGAAGGAACUGUGCCUAUGAGAGCUAUACAAAGCAUACAAAAGCAAGUGUUAAUAUAUUAAAUAAAUAAAAAAUAGGUUAAGCAGACAUUUGGAAAGUAAACUUGUCUAAGAGUGAAUUUGAUAUGGACAUGUUUUUUUUAGAUGUAUACAUAUUUGGACUCCUCAAAACUUGUCCCAACCAUCAGUAGCUAAAGACCCUUCUAUGUAUCCUGCUUAUUGGUGUUUGCAAGUAGUAGUUUCUUUAGUUUAUAACAUAAUUAACAAGUUGCAGUUAACAGGAAUUGUAAGUUUGGAAGUCCAAGAAAACAUUCAGAGAAAAGUGCAAGUUGUGUAGAAAACCAGACAAACCAUUUUUGAAUGUAUUCAGGAAGAUUUUGAAGCUGAAUUGUACUGUGCACUGACACCUCGACAUAUAUGGCCUUCAUGAAAGAAUCAUAAAAUUAAAACUUUUCUUGUCUCCUCACAAUAAUUGAGUUUCAAAAGCAUUAGGCAUUUUACAAACAGGUCAUAUGGGAUAAUGAAGAAUUUAACAUUGUAAGGUGUUAUGACCCCUGGUCGUAUUUAUUUUCCUUGUGUGCUCUCUGUGCUGUUUGUGUUUAGUUUUUAGUUGCAGGACCAUGAUUGGCCACUAGGGGCACACUCUAUAAAGAGAAAACACAGCCUGAGAGAGAUGUUCAGGGCUACUUCCCUUUCCUGACCUGGAUCAACUUCCUGCUCAGACCAACCCGGCAUCUCCAGUUUGUAUUCUGUUUGUUGUUUUAGUUUAUGUUGCGGUUUACAUUUUUCUUUGAGUAAAGUAGGGGCGGAGUGCCAUUUUGUUUUACUACCUUUAUUUUGUUUUGGUGACAGGGAGUUGGGGUAGUUUGUGUAUUUUCUUUAUUUGGCAGGUUCAGUUAGUUGUCUUUGUUUGUUAGUUGGUUUUAUUUGUUAUUUUGGCAUAUGCUCACC
This is a messenger RNA of Astyanax mexicanus (Mexican tetra), 2607 nucleotides long. Its product is annotated as olfactory receptor 52K1-like. Gene Ontology annotation, cellular component: membrane. Gene Ontology annotation, biological process: G protein-coupled receptor signaling pathway. The transcript has a single exon. Bases 101 to 1048 code for a protein of 315 amino acids. Lineage: Eukaryota; Metazoa; Chordata; Actinopteri; Characiformes; Acestrorhamphidae. Gene Ontology annotation, molecular function: olfactory receptor activity; G protein-coupled receptor activity. The record is from RefSeq and is a predicted model, not a curated record.